Lepidothrix coronata (blue-crowned manakin) is the source of this 7470-nucleotide messenger RNA. It is a transcript of the gene CEP152, whose product is annotated as centrosomal protein 152. Gene Ontology annotation, cellular component: centrosome. The record is from RefSeq and is a predicted model, not a curated record. The coding region runs from base 1916 to 6901 and encodes 1661 amino acids. NCBI's taxonomy places the organism in Eukaryota, Metazoa, Chordata, Aves, Passeriformes, Pipridae. The transcript has 27 exons. Gene Ontology annotation, biological process: centriole replication.
AGGAUGGCUGGGAAGAAACUGGGACUGGAAUAUUAAACCCCUGAGUAACAGCCUUUCCGUUCUCACGUCUUACCAGACUUCAUAAUGUGCUUGACAUGACUUUAUUGAUCAAACAGUGAAGCAAAACCAGCUACUUCUCUGGCAUGUCAAGGGGAGAGAAAGACCUGCAUAGGGCUGGUUUGAUACUUGCAUCAAAGCUGAGGUUUGUGACAGGUCAUAGAAGGAAGAUAUGCUGAACUCCGUCUCUAUUUUUAGUACAAAUCCAAGUUACUCAUGACCGGAAUAAGAGCAUUUGGAGUUAUGAUAGUAUGAGAUCAAAGUUGUUUGACUUUGCCAGUCAAGAUGCUGACUCAGGGACUUUUUUCACUUCAUCAGUUUUCACUUUACCAACGCACAAGAACAUCCACAGCCAGCGUGUGAUGUUUGGAUCACAGGAUGGUGCAGUCUGUGUCUCCCUCUUUGAAUAUCACUAGCUUAAAAAGUUAAAAAGACCCCAAUCUCUGUUUUUAUGCUCCUGAAUCUUUUUUAAGUGUCUGAAGCACAACUUUGAAGGAAAAGAAAGGAAAGGUAGGUAAUUGGGUGCCACUGUGAUAAACAAGUAUCUCAAAAUGUCUUGAUGUGACAGAAAGCAAAGAAUCCAACUAAUUACAGAUACAAAUCAAACACAACACAUCCAUGCAUUAUAGACAAUUGUUUCCUGGAAUAAACUAUAUUCAUUAUCAGUUUUUUGUUUUUAACAUUUAUAUGCCUUGAGUUAUUAAUGCUGUUUUUUUAAUUCAUGCUGCUCUGUGGAGCAGCCAUCUCAUGUAAAGCAUACUGGCAGAUCCUGUGUGGAGCUCUUACAAGUAAUUAUGCUAAAAAGAAAAAAAAGUUGCCUGAAAGUUUUCCAAAAUACUGUUCUUGAGAAAUUGAAUAUGAAUUGUCAGACACAUUUAGACUCUUUUUUUGUUACUGGUUUCUGAGUCAUUUAAUGCCUGUCACAAUGCUGAGAAUUGGUUAAUCUGUUCUGAUGGCUACUAGAAUCCCCCUGGAAAAACCAGAUAAUUUCGCCUAUAAUGUUACAUUUACAAGGCAUAGCGUGUCCAUUUUUUCUCAAAGCUCCUACAAAUUUCACUGAAAGGCAUUAGGUGCUCGCUUCCAUCAGUAAAAUUGUGACAAGCGACCCGAGAGCCUCCGCUCCCACCGCUCCCCUUCCCUGUCAGGGCUGGAGUGUACAGAUGUACAAACUGCAACGAACAUCCAUUGUCCACAAAACCUUUCGGAUUUGGGGUUUAUUCUUUAUUUUUUCUUCUUCUUUUUUUGUAAUGCUUCCUACAGGCAAUUCUGUAGAAGAAAUCCGUUCUGAGAGAGAAGCUUUUAAUUUUUUAGGGAGAUUGAGCUCUCGAGGCAGAGCGGGUUCCCCGAGCACCCUAUGAAGGCUGCCUGGGGAAGGUGCCGGGCCAGGGGAGGUGCCUGCGAUCCCUCAGCGCUAUCGUGACACUGUCGUGAGGACGAGCUCGCGGGCGCAUGACGUCACUCCGUGGCCGGGCGUUGCUAGGCAACAGCCCUGUCCCACCGCAAGAUGGCGCCGCAGAGAGACCCCGCCCCUCUAUGAAACAGCCACUGCCAUUGGCCGCCUGCUCGGCCAAUGAGCUCGCCGGACGCGUUCCCGCGGCCAUGCGCGCCUGCUUUCAAACAAUCGGCAGGGGCGGGCCCGCGGCGCGCUCCGCCUCCCACCCUCCCGCCCUCCAGCACGGUUGGCCCUCGAGGCUGUCAGUCAACACGGCCGGGCGCGGUUCUGGUCGCCGGUUGGCGCCCGCGGCUGUCAAUCAUCGCGUCGGGCGCGGGCCGGGUGUGAUGCGGAAGCGUGGCCGUGGCUGUGGCGGCCCCGGCGGCGAAGGUUUUGCUGGAUACAUAGACAACUUGCUGGAAAACAAUGUCCCUUGACUUUGAUAGUGGAGCUCUACAAACACAACAUGAAGAUGAAGACUAUGACCAAGAAGAUUAUGCAAGAGAACAAGAGUUGCAACAACUGUUGACAGACCUUCCCCAUGAUAUGCUGGAGGACAGUGGAGACCAGCUCUCCAGCUAUUCAGACUGCAGCAUUCAGGAGACUGAGCAGCAAUCACACGAGCCUGGGAAGCACGAUGGGAGGUGGAACGAUCAUCCAUUGAUAAGUGAUCCUCAAAAUGGCUAUGAACAAGGACAAAAUAUGUACCCUGAACAAUUCUUGUGUGACCAGCAAAAUGAUGACGAGAAGAAACUUUUAUAUGAUGUUAAAGAAGAUUACCGUGGCCAGAACGGUCAAGAGGAUCCUGAUGAUGUGUAUCUUGGUAGAGAUGGGUUUAACUCUCCAAGUUGCUACCAACAGAACAAUGUGUAUCAUCUUCCUGAAAACUUCAGGCCAUAUACAAGUGGUCAUAAACCAGAGUUUAACAAUCAGCAAAAUAAAAUAAUAAAUUUUCCAGAUGCUCCAAAGGAACAUCUUAAGCAAUUUGUUGCAUCCGAUGUUGUCAAUGGCCAAUCACCAGAAUCUUACAAAGUGACUUACAAACCAUACCAAAAUGGCAUUCAUCAGAAUGUUCCAGUAGUCCAAGAAGGAAACAGAAGAAAUGAAGUGUUUGAAGAUUUGCAACGUGAAUUCUUGGCCAAUGAUGACAACUCUUCAGAAAAUAUGCAGAUUCUUCAACUUCAAGUUCUAAAUAAAGCAAGAGAAAGACAACUGGAAGAACUUAAUGAAAAGCUAGAGAAGAGUGCACAGCAGAUUAGGUAUUUAAAUCAUCAGCUUUCGAUGGUCAAAGAUGAAAAGGAUGGUUUGGCUCUUAGUCUUCAUGAGUCUCAGAAACUCUAUCAGAAUGGAAAAGAACGGGAAAUGCAUCUUGAAGGUCAAAUCAAGGCCCUUGAAACUCAAAUCCAGACUCUUACUACCAAUGAGGAGCAGAUGCUGAAGCAAUCCAAGGUGGCAGAGGUGGCCAUGGAGAGCUUGCAAAAGCAGCUGUUAGAACUUCAGCGAUCAGAUGCCCUUCAGCGAGCCAGAGAACAACAUGAGACUAUUGUUUCAGCACUAAAGCAGAAGUAUGAAAAGCAAGUACUGUCAUUAGAGCAGAAACUUGAUACUACAAAAUCUGCACUCAGAGAGCAGAAAGAGCUUUGCAAAAAUCUAGGAGACCAUGUUAAGCAACUUGAAAAAAGGCUGGAAGAAACCAAAUGUGAAAAAACAGAAAUAAUAAAUCGACUGACGAGAAGCCUAGAAGAAAGCCAAAAGCAAUGUGCAAAUUUACUGCAAACAGGCUCAAUGCAGGAGACAAAUCAGUUACGGUUUCAGUUGCAACAAGCUCAGUCUGCACACAUGAUGAGCAAUGACAUGAACAAGGCUUUGCAGGAAGAAUUAAUGGAACUGAAGGAAGAAAUAGCUUUGUAUGAAUCUGCUGCCAAGCUUGGAGUAUUUUUGAAUGAUGCAAGUGGAGAGCAGCAUAUGAACCUGGGUGAAUCCUAUGUAGAUUUGGGAAUUAAAAAAACCACUGGGAAGAAACCAAAGUUCUGCAGUGCAAUACAGAACAGAGACAUGGAUAAAGAACUCUCCAAAGAUGAAAUUAUUGUAGAAUUAAAAGCUGAGCUGGAACGUUUAUUAAACAGUAAUAAAAUGAAGAGAAACCAGGUUACUCAGUUACAAAAUGAUCUUAAAGAUUGCCAGAAGACACUAGAGGAAUACAAACUGAAAGCAGAAAAAGCAUCAAAAGAGUCAGAGCCUGUCACAAAUCUAACUGAUACUUCAGUGGCCAGUCCUUUGGUUUCUGAUAAUCUAAAGGAAGAAGUUCUGAGACUCAAAAAGGCUAAUGAAGCUUUGCUACAGGAAGUUGAGGCCCAUGCUUUGACUAUUGAAGAACUGAAGGAAAAUGAGGAAAAACUGAAAAGCUUAAAUCAAGAUCUCUGUUGUCAGAUGAGAAAGAUGGUUCAAGAUUUUGAUCAUGAUAAACAAGAAGCCAUUGACAGAUGUGAAAGAACUUACCAGCAACAUCAUGAAGAUACAAAGGCACAUUUUGAGAAAGACCUGAUGGAGAGGUUUGCUGUGGAGAAGCAGCAGCUUAUUCAGAUCUAUGAAGAGACAAUCUCACAGUUAAAGGCUAAUAUAGAGGAGCUGAACAAAGAGAUGACUGCAGUGAAGGAAUGUUACAUUGGAGUCUGUGGGGAGAAGGACACCUUGGAAGCUACUUUAAGGAAGAAGUUUGAACAAGAGCAGCAGUUGAAGGAAGAAAAGCUCAAGAAACAGGUAGUAGAAGAAAAAGAAGUCUCUGUUAAACUUCUGAGGAGUGAGUUUGAAGACAAACACAACAAGGCAAUGAUAGCAGCAAAGAGGAAGUGGCUGGAAGAACAAGAACAGCAGGUUGAAGAGAAAGUUGCAUUAGCUAAAGUUCACUGGGAGAAGGAAGAAAAAGAGAAUAAAGAACAAGUCUUUGCAAAAAUAGAAAGAGAAUGGCAAAGUAGGCUGGAAGAAAUGAGAAGAACUGUAGUUGAAUGUAAUGACUGCAGCUGCCAAACUGACCAAGUAACAGCUGUGGAUGACGUUCCAGCUAAAGAGUUAGAAGGGACUGUUGAAGACCAGAGGCUGCAGAUCCAGAAGGCUCAGAGAGAAAAUACGGCCUCUGAAGAGGCCUUAAAAGAAUUUGAAUUAGAACUGGAAAAUAAAUACUGUAAAAAUCUUGCCAGCCAGGUAGAUGCAGCUUUAACCCAAGCUCGUGCCAAGUGGCUGCAAGAAUUAACAGACCUCAAAGAGUACAAACUAAAUCUAAAGAUAGAACAAGAAAAAUGGGAAAAAGAACACCAAGAGACCACAGCAAAGCAGUUAGCCCUAGUUCUCUCAGCUGCUGAGGAGAAAUGGAAGAAGGAACAUGAGAGUACAGAGAGAUCUGGACCAAGAGUGAAAGAACUUGAAGAAAAGAUAAUUUCUCUCAGGAAGGAAUUGGAGCUAAAGAAAGAAGAAAUCCCUGCAGCCAUCAAAGCAGAACUAGCAAAGGCCCGUGCACAGUGGAACAAAGAAAAGCAAGAGGAAAUCCUGCAGAUACAAGAGCAAAAUGAGAGAGACUACAGAUCCUUCUUGGAUGAUCACAGAAACAGGAUUAAAGAGGUACUUGCAACAGCAAGGGAGGAUCUUGCAAAGCAGAAGAAUGAUCUCUCCAUUCAGAAAGAAGCAGAAAUAAAGAUGUUACUAGACCAAAAGCAGCAAGAAUGGGAGGCUCAGGAAGCCAAGAGACUGCAGGAUGAAGUUAAUCGCUAUGAGGAGAAGACUCUGGUUGAGCUUGAGUAUCUGUUGAGUGAACUUCAUGAAGAACUAGUCAAGUGCACAGAUAGUCAGCAUUCUUUGAAGGACAAGUGUUUUGACUCUCAUGUUCAAUUAAACAGUCAGUGCAAAGACAAACUGAAGGCCUGCUUACAGAAGGCCUAUAGGACCACAGUUUGCACAAUUCUGGAAAAGAAAGAGCGAGAAUGGAAAGAGAAGUAUGAAGAGUUAGUGACUAAUGCAAAUAAAGAAUCAUACCCUUACCUGCAACACGGUGCAGGAGACACUGGGGACACGGCCAGAACUCCUUUGUGCAGUGUUGGACACCAAGCAGAAGCACAAAGGAGAUUAAGAAGACGGACACCCUUGCAGGAAACUGGAACAGAGAAAGAAAAUGAGAAGGCUCUAAUUACAGAAGACUCUGAGAUGAAGACUACAUUGAAUGACCAGGGGUUACCACCAAGGACACUGUCAAAGGGAGGCGUCUCAAAACCUUGUGCAUCCUCUGACUCUGUGAAAGGUCUGGAAGAAAUGCGUGCUCACUACAUCAAAGCUGUGAGCAAGAUUAAGUGCGAUAUGCUUUGUUACAUCCGUGAAAGCAAGGAACGAGCUGCCGAGAUGAUUAAAGUGGAGGUUCUGAGAGAGCGCCAAGAGACAGCACGGAAAAUGCGCAAAUACUAUUUGACAUGUCUUCAACAGCUCCUGACUGACAACGGGAAACAUGAAGGAGCUGAAAAGAAAAUAAUAAAUGCUGCCAGCAAACUGGCUACAAUGGCUAAGGGACUUGAAACACCUCUUCGACACAUUCCCCAGGGCAAAUCGACCCGCUCAGCUCUGCAUUUAGUUUCUGAGCCUGGAGCUGAGUGCUCCAAAAGAGAUCGUGUGCUUCGGAUCAGGUCAAACCAUAUGGAAAGCAAAUCAUGUGGUGAAAGCAGUACUGAGACAGCCAGUGAUAAAGUUGUCCAGAAGCGUGUGCCACGUGACUUGAGACAGCAGUUUGAUGCAACACAGACCGUAACUCAACAUAUGCUUCGUGAAACAGUGACUGCGGGUGUUCAGAAUAAUUCUAAAAGUCUGGAUGGUGCUUCUAGAGGUGCUCUACCAGAGUUUUAUCCAAAUGAAGAUGGAAGAAGAGAAAAAUAUGGCCCUAUUGUAAAUGUAGACAAAGGACCUUUGCAUGCUGCGAGUAAUACAGCGCAUCAGAAUGCUCCUCCAUCUGCUCGUCAGGGAACAUUAGAACAUAUGCAGGAACCCAGAGUUACAAAUGGCCACACCAGCUCUGGGCCAGCUCAUCACAUGCUUAAGGGCAAGAAUGGAAGAACAGUCUCAAAAGAGGAUAAAUAUAUCCAAUCAUGUGGAAAAUGGAAAACUAAGUCUAAGAGAACUCAGGAAUUUAAUUUUAAAGACACUCCAGGAAGAGAUGAAGGAAGCAGCAGUGAAUGGAGUUCUGGGAAUGGAAGCCUGUAUCUGGAUUGUGGUGAUUUGCCUCUCUUGUAUCCUCAACAAAAAGCCAGUAGUAAUGUUCAAGCACAGACUGUAUAUUGUGAAGAGUUUCCUCACAUCAGGUCAUCUUCCCCUGCAGAUGAAAACGUUACUUCUUGGAGAGACAUUUCUAGUGGCAAUGGCAAGUUUCUCAGCACAUAAAGCAGCACAAAACUUUACAAUAGAGACCAGCAGAUAACAAACACAGAGCAUGCUUCAAUCCUCAACUCUGACAAAUCAAAUUCUGCUGUCCCACAACCCAAAGCAUCAUCAGAUUCAGAUGGAGGAAAAUGCUGCAACAAAUGCUUGGAGAAAAAUGGUGUGGGAUCCCAAGUCUCAUCAGCAAGAUAAUGAUUUUUAAUAGUCCACUUUCUAACUUGAACUGAUACCAUAAAUUCCUUGUUUGAAGGAAAAGAAGAUUAACUUGAUGUUUAAAUAAAAGUGUGAGAAUUGAGGAAAAUCUGUUCUACUGUGUCCAUUUCAUGAUCUUGAAUGUUACGUGAACAAAUUUUAUCAAGUUACUUGAAAUAUUAAUACAGACUUUUGUUUACCUUUGUAAUAACACUUUCAUAGUUGUUUAUAGUGUAUUAUACACAAAUUUAUUAAACAGAAUCUAUUUUUAUAUUCAGUUUAGCUUGCAGUGCAGUGUUUAUCUAAAACAAAGCUACUGUAACUUGUGGUAAUUUUAUUAAUGGUUAUCAAAAUUCCUUCAAAGCGUAAUGAGAGAUGUU